Moesziomyces antarcticus is the source of this 465-nucleotide messenger RNA. Its product is annotated as cell wall organization and biogenesis-related protein. Gene Ontology annotation, cellular component: cytosol. Bases 1 to 465 code for a protein of 154 amino acids. The transcript is spliced from 3 exons. The record is from RefSeq and is a predicted model, not a curated record. NCBI's taxonomy places the organism in Eukaryota, Fungi, Basidiomycota, Ustilaginomycetes, Ustilaginales, Ustilaginaceae.
AUGCCCGCUCCUUCUGCCGCUUCUUUACCGAACCAAUUCCACCUUCCAAGCCUGUCUUCGCAUCACGUCCUUGCGUUCCACCAACAAGGCUCGUCCAGCAUGUCGCAAGCUUCGUCAACGCAGCCGCUCUAUGCGGUCGCCGAUUUCUGCCUGAUCCCAAUGGGCACUCCCACCACCUCGGUCGGCGAGUACAUCACCGAGUGCCAGCGCGUGCUCGAAGAUAUGAAGGACGAAGGCAUCCGCUACGAAGUGCACGGAUACGGUACCAACCUCGAGGGCCUCUUCCCCGUCGUGAGCAAGGCGAUCGAGCGAUGCCACGAGGCAGUCCAUCGACUCGGCGCGCAAAGGAUCGCGACGGACAUCCGCAUCGGUACCCGCACCGACAAGCCGCCGCCGACAUCCGCAGGGCCCACCGAGAACCAGCGCAAGAAGCAGAGCGUGCUCAACCGCCUAAUGCAGGAAUGA